AUGGACCUUGAUCUGGGACCUUUACCAGAACCAGAGCAUGUUGAAAUAGAUCAAGUUCCAUUAGCCACGGCGGAAGAAGCUGCUGCAAGCUCUCACCUCAACGAAGAACCUCAGUUUGAAAAGGUUCAUAUUCGGGGAGUUGAUGAGCUUACUACAGAGGAUCUGAAGCGGUACGCAAGUGAGCACUUCGUAGCAGAGGAACUCACCCGGAUAGAAUGGAUCGACGACACCUCUGCGAAUCUUGUGUAUAGCUCUGUCGACGUCGGUCUGCAAGCGCUGGCUACCUUUUCACAACAAAACCCGGAGGAAGACUCGUCGCGAUUACCUCCACUGCGACUCCGGACGGCGAAAUCCCUAUCUACGCAUCCAGAGUCAGUCCUGCAAGUACGAACAGCGGUGAAAACAGAUCGAAAGAAGCAACGAGCCCAUGAAUCGAGCCGUUUCUACCUUAUGCAUCCAGAGCAUGAUCCCCGAGAGCGAAUGAUGAGAGAGUUUGCAGACAGGCGGCGUAGCGGCCGGAGAGACGAUAAUGACAGCGAUUACUCAAGAAGACGAUUCGAUGACAGGGAGCAUAGACGAAGACGGGGUCGCGCCAAGGAAGAAAAUUUCAACGAGAGUAUGUACGAUGACGACGCUGCGCGGAGUAGAGCAAGGAGCAGCUCAAACGAAGGCAGGCUAAAUGGAGAUGGAGGGGAAGAGAGAUGGAGCCGUAAUAGGCGCGAAGUUAUUGAGCUCUUCCCCGACGACAACCCUAGCUCGUUAGGACGACUUCGGGGUCGUAGCGCUUCUCCGCUUAGAAUGGGAUUUGAUCAAGGAGACCCUGCGAUGGAUAGCCGGGAACGGACCCGUAAAUCUUUCAGAAACCGUUCUCCGAGGAACAGCCGAAACAGAGAUCUAAUACAUGGGGCCGACGAAUAUGCUACUAGCAAUGACAGCUCUGAGCGCCGGGAGUUAUUCCCAAACAAAACAACAUCCAGUUACCUCAAAAGGGAGCUUUUCCCCAAAAAAGUCACUUCAAGCAACCACCGCCGCUCCGAUGCGUUCGAUGCUGCCGACGAAACUGCAGAUCUAUUUUCUAAACGAAUACCGGUUACCUUGAUGGAUGGAACCAGUGGUGGCGAGAUAUCCGGCAGAUCAACAAGCCAGGUUGAAUUAUUCCCAGAUAAAAGUGACAAAAAUGGAAUCAGCAUCCGUGGUGCUGCCUCGGAGGGUAAGGGAAUCUCUAUUCGUGGCACUUCUCAGGGAAUAUCUAUCAAAGGUGCUGCCUCCGUUAGAGAGUUAUUUCCCUCCAAAUAUAAUAGUAACGAGGGGAAAGAGCUGUUUUCGGACAAGCUUCAGGGUCGAGGGGGUAGGCGCAGGAAAGCGGAGGAUAUGUUCUCUUAA
Molecule: messenger RNA, 1383 nt
Organism: Histoplasma mississippiense
Lineage: Eukaryota; Fungi; Ascomycota; Eurotiomycetes; Onygenales; Ajellomycetaceae
Exons: 2
Coding region: 1-1383 (460 amino acids)
Cellular component (GO): nucleus; cytosol
Molecular function (GO): RNA 7-methylguanosine cap binding; mRNA binding
Source: RefSeq, a predicted model, not a curated record